Messenger RNA from Dibothriocephalus latus, 240 nucleotides. Lineage: Eukaryota; Metazoa; Platyhelminthes; Cestoda; Diphyllobothriidea; Diphyllobothriidae. The record is from the annotation of a GenBank genome assembly.
GAACUGGAUAACCACUGGGAGAGACGGAUUGAGCGGGCCUGUGCGGUGAAUGGCACGAUUGGACCGGAGGGUGGUCGUUGGGGUCAGACGGUUGCAGGAACACUCCGAGUUCUUAUGCGACUAAAUUACUGCAACAAUAAACAAGGCUGCAAUCCAGCUCCCCGUUCCAUCGCCCAGGCAUGCCUUAUUAUCACUUUAAUCCUACUUUCCUCGGCAUUUGUACGGAUCCUCACUCACUGA